UUUGUGCUCUAACCUCAUUAAUAACGAGAGCAACAGACUGUAACGGCGCUGCAGGAAGAACACAAGUCUGCUCGUUUAGUUUGAAGGUUUUCACAAAGGACUCGAGCUGGAAACACCAGCAACACGGAGACGUGAAUCUCGCCAGUUUUCCCCCAAAUUUCAGCUCUCUUGGAAUAUAACUUAAGUACAUUUACUCAAGUAGGAAUUUAAGAAGUCUCGGGGUGACAGCGAGCUGUGGAAUAGAAAGGGGGGGGGUGGUUGCAAAGUGUGAAGUGUGUGUGUGUGUGUGUGUGUGUGUGUGUGUGUGUGUGUGAAUGUGUGUCAGCAUUCCUCUUCCUCUGAGCGUGUGCAGAAGGUGAAGAAGACGAACAGAGAAGCUCCAACAACUUUAAAGAACCGUGUCAGUCCACCUCAGAGCUGCAGCGUGUAUGUUCCCAUUCAGCAGCGGUGAGUCACUUCCUGCCGUCUCAGCAGCAGCUGUUGGAUGACUUAACAAACGUCCUGCGUCCACCCGAGUCCUGCUGUUUGGGAUUCCAACGCUGCAGAGACGAGGUGCCGAUCCUCAGGCUGUGUGCAGGUUAAAAAGAGGAUGUGGGUCGAGGCCGACUGACUGGAAACCCCUCCCCCGAGGCUCGGCUCACUUUGCUUCAGAAACAACUUUUUGCCCGAAACCUGUGCAACAAAAGGCCCUCGACUGAUCCGAAAUGGCUGCUGUCAGCGCGGUGCUGUUGCUGCUGCUGCUGGCGUUGGCGGGUGUCUGCAGCGGGAGUCUGGUGGUGGUGAACUCGGGCGUGGACGUGACGAGAGGCCGGUCCGUGUUCGUCACGGAGAAGGAGCUGAAGAUCAGCGUGGAUGCGACCGCGGACUGUAAGGUGGAGGUGGUGAUGAACGAACCUGUCACCCAGCGAGUCGGGAGGCUGACUCCGCAGGUGUUUGACUGCAGCUUCCUGGAGGACGAAGUGAAAUACGUCCACGACGGAAGUCCUCUGCUGGACGAGGACGCAGUCAUGCUGAGAGUCUACAGGUUCAGGUCCCGGGACACGCAUGUGGAGACGCUGGUCCUGCCGGUGCGGGUGGUGGACUCGGUCUCCAGCGUGGUGCGGCUGGGCGGCGCUCCGCUGGUGGUGCCCGAGUUCUAUGGUUUAUCCAACGCCAUCGACGGCUCGGUGCUGGACAUCCGGGCCGCGGCGGAGCUGGUCUGCAGCGUGCGGCUGAUGACCGGUGACAUCAUCGUCCCCGCGCUGGGACAGCUGGUGAGGGAGGAGGACGCCACGCAGAGGAAAGGCCGAGAGACGGCGCCGCUGUGUCCCGGGAACAGACCGUGUCUCCACAGCACCAGGGAGGUGCGUUUCCUGAAGACCAGCUGCCAGGACUUCCUGUCCUCGGGUCUGAAGUACCAGCACCUCCGGCCGCCCUCGCCGGAGAUCGACUACAUCCCGCUGCGGGUGGAGCUGAGGCAGCGCGGCUCCAGGGCGCUGCUGGAAUCAGAGUCGGUGUGGUUGCCUGUUCUGAUCCACGGUGCGUUGCCUAACCAGCCCCCUGCUGCGUCCUUCAUGGCGUCUCUCAUCCUGGAGGUGGACCAGUUCAUCCUGACGCCGGUUACCACGGCGACGCUGGACGCCACCGACGCCGAGACGCCACCGGAGAAGCUCGUCUUCAACGUGACCGUGCCGCCGGCGGCCGGCUACGUCACGCACCUGGACGACCACACCAAGCCCGUCUCGUCCUUCACGUGGCGCGACCUGCACGGUAUGAAGGUCGCCUACCAGCCGCCCAGCAGCAGCCAAUCACAGCGCAGCAACUAUCAGGUGGAGUUUCAGGCGAUAGACGGUUCCUACAUGACCAGCCCGCCCAUCUCGGUCCACAUCUCCAUCCGGGCGGCCGAAACGAACGCACCCAGAGUCUCUUGGAACAUGGGUCUGGAUUUGCUGGAGGGUCAGUCCCGACCAAUCACGUGGGAGGAGCUGCAGAUUGUCGACAACGACAACAUCAACGCGGUUUACCUGGUCGCCGUGGACGGGCCGCUCCACGGACGCCUCACUGUCAGGGGCGGGAAGGCGUUCAUGUUCCGCGUGCAGGACCUGCGUGACGGCGUGGUCGUCUACCACCACUCCGACAGCGACACCACCCGCGACCACAUCGUCUUCCGCAUCAGCGACGGGCGCCACAGCAUCCGCCACAAGUUCCCCGUCAACAUCCUGCCCAAAGACGACUCGCCGCCGUUCCUCAUCAACAACGUGGCGUUGGAGGUGCAGGAGGGUGCCGCCGUGCGGCUGGAGGACUUCACGCUACUGGCUACCGACCUGGACUCCAGCGACGACUACAUCCUGUACCAGCUGACCUCUGGCCCCCGGGUGGGGCAACUGGUCCGAAAGACCUCAGCCCACGAGACAGGAGAGCAAGUGGAGAGUUUCUUGCAGCGGGAUCUGAUCCAGGGUCAGAUCUACUACCAGCACUCAGGGGAGGAGCAGUUUGAGGACUCGUUCGACUUCACGCUGUCUGACAGCCACCAGCCGCCCAACCUCUCCCAGACAUACACGGUCGUGGUCCAUGUUUUCCCGGUGAAGGACCAGCUGCCGAUGGAAGUCUCCGGCAGUGUCCGUUCGCUGACGGUGAAGGAGACGGAGGUGGUGUACAUCACUCAGUCUCACCUCCACUUCACCGACAGAGAGCAUCCGGACACAGACCUGACCUACGUCAUCACACAGCCCUGCUUCAGCCCACUGCAUCCUGGGCUGAUGGACGCAGGGCGCCUGUUCUACACCGACAGCACCAACGCCAUGAAGAGAGACCACAUGGUGCCAGCGUUGAAGUCCUUCACACAGCAUGCCGUGAACCACCUGAAAGUGGCGUUCAUGCCUCCGGUGGAAGACAUCGGGCCCGAGCCGCUGGCGGUCCAGUUCGUGUUCUCGGUGAGCGAUAACCACGGCGGCACCGUCUCCGGCCUCCUGUUCAACAUCAGCGUCACGCCCGUGGACGACCAGGCGCCACAGGCCUUCACCAACCUGCUGCGGGUGGAGGAGGGGGGGGCAGCCUUCGUGACGGAGGAGCACCUCCUGGUCCAGGACCGGGACAGCCCGGAGGAGGCUCUGGGGGCGGAGCUUCAGAGGACGCCACGCCAUGGCCGCCUGGAGCUGCAGGGCCGGACGCUGCUGCAGGGGGACGCAUUCACCCUGCAGGACCUGAGAGGACUACGACUCAGGUACAUCCACGAUGACUCCGAGACGACGGAGGAUGAGGUCCAUCUGAAGGUGACGGACGGUCUCAACGCCGCCAACGUCGUCCUGGCGAUACAGGUCCUGCCGAUGAACGACGAGCCCCCCCAGCUGGGCGGGGGUCUGCGGGGGGAGCUGAGCUGCGAGGAGGGGGGGCAGGUGCAGGUGACCGUGGACUACCUGUCGGCCACGGACCGGGACAGCGAGGACUCCAGACUGACCUACAUGCUGGCCCGGAGUCCCGGCAGAGGGGCGCUGCAGCGAGCCGGACUCACCGUGGACAAGUUCUCCCAGCAGGACCUGCUGCAGGGACACGUCUACUACGUCCACACAGGCGGAGAGAUCGGCGCCGAGCCGGUGUUCGACACCGUCACGCUCAUCAUCUCCGACGGCGAGGCUGGGGGGACGGACGGCUGUUGUCACGGCGACGCCCCGCCCCCACCCGUGCCCCUCCACGGCACGCUUCCCGUGUAUGACCUCAACAUCACCAUACUUCCUGUCAACAACAAAGUCCCCGUCGUCACUCUGGGUGAGUCUCUGUUGGUGGUGGACGAAGGCUCCUCGGCCUGUCUGUGUGGGGGGGUCCUGGGGGCCUCGGACCCCGACAGCCCCCCCGACCAGCUGACCUUCCACCUGGAGACCCCCCCUCUGCACGGCUUCCUGGAGAACACGCUGCCGGCGCCGGGCUCCGAGAAGAGCAACGCCGGGGUCCCACUCGAAUCCUUCAGUCUCAUCCACCUGACCUCAGGUUUCAUCAACUACGUCCAAUCAGAGAGCAAAGGGGCGGAGCCAACCGUGGACCAGCUGUCCGUCAGCGUGAGUGACGGGCUGCACCGCUCCGCCCCCGUCCCCUUCUACAUCAUCAUUAAUCCGACCAAUGACGAGGCGCCUACGCUGCUGCUCGCCAACUUCACCGUGAAGGAGGGCGGCCUGAGGGAGCUGACCCCGUCCAUCCUGAACGGUUUCGACCUGGACGCCCCCCCGGACCUCCUGACCUUCACGCUGGCGCGGCCGCCGGCUCACGGGCGCCUGAUCAACGGCGUCUACGGCACGGAGACGAGCCGCUACACGGAGAUGGGAGCGGAGCUGCUGCAGAGGAGCCUCUCCGUCACCUCCUUCACCCUGCAGGAGCUCCGACAAGGCAUGAAGAUCGUGUACAUGCACGAUGACACAGAAACCCUGAAGGACGCCGUGGCUCUGCGGCUGACAGAUGGCGUCCACACAGUCCGGGGGACGGCUCAGGUCACCGUGCUGCCGGUCAACGACCAGAAGCCCCGACUGCUCAAGAACGCAGGGUUGGAGGUGGACUCCGGGCAGCGCCGGGUGAUCUCCAGCGUGGCGCUGCACGCCGAGGAUCUGGACUCGCCCGCUGAUCAGCUGUUCUACUUCCUGAACGCAGCGCCGCGCUUCGGCAAACUGCAGCUCAAGGUGAGGGAAUCAGAGAGAGGUGACUUGUUGCUGCGGACCGAGACGGUGCGCCUGGCCGAGGGGCGCCGCGUCGUCCUGACGACGGACGUCCUGCUGGCGUGGGACGCCUCUGGCCGCCCGGAGGAGCUGCUGUACGCCGUGUCUGUGCCGCCGCGGCACGGCCUGGUGCACGCCGUCCAGCGGCCGGGCGUCCCGCUGAGCGCCUUCACGCAGCUGGACGUGGCGGCGCACCGCGUCUGCUACACGCACGACAACAGCCGCCACGCAGAGACCGACGCCUUCAGUUUCGUCGUCACAAACGGCGACUCGUCCCGCAGCGGCGUGCUGCGCUUCGCCAUCGAGCACGGCGACCGCAUCCCGCCCACCUUGCAUCACAACGCGGGUCUGCGGCUGCAGGACGGCGCCACGAAGACCGUCACCGUCGCCGAGCUGCAGCUCACCGACCCGGACACCGCCGCGGCCAACCUGAGCUUCGUGGUCACGCAGCCGCCGCGCCACGGCCGACUGCUGCUGGCAGGAGUCCCGCUGGCGCCGCCGCUGGCGUUCACGCAAACGGACGUGGACGAGAUGAAGCUGGCUUACCGGCACGACCCGGCCAGCCCGGCCGACAUCGACAGGUUCUACUUCCUGCCGACGGACGGGAACAACAGAGGCUACCUGGAGUUUGGACAGCUGAGAGACGAGCCGGCUGUCUUCAACAUACAGGUGGAUCGGGUGGAUAGGACGCCCCCCAGUCUGACCACGAAGCGGAGUCCAAGCACCGUGGUGGAUCUGGGCGCCGGGCGUUACGGCAUCCUCAUCACCUCCAAACACCUGCAGGCGUCCGACCCCGACAGCCCCGCGGAGCAGCUGGAGUUCUCCAUCAGCCGGCCGCCAAACUUCGGCUACCUGGAGAACGCACUCACAGGAGCUUACAUCAAAGGUCGUUUCACCCAGCGGGACGUGGACCAGCGCGCCGUGGUGUUCGUCCUCCCGGCCGACGUGGAGGUGACGGCCGACAGCUUCCAGUUCCGCCUCACCGACCCGGCAGGAAACGCCAUGCUGCCCGAGAUACUGGAGCUGUCCUGGUCCCGGGUGGAGUUGUCAGCGACCUGCUACCGAACCUGCGAGACGGCGGGGACGCUUCAGAUCCAGAUCCAACGCAGCGGGAAGAGCGUUGACCCAGCGUACGUUGCUAUCCAGGUGGAGGAAGGAUCGGCCAAACCCGGCAGAGAUUUCACUCACAGCACAGCCAGUCUCAUCCAGUUUGACCCAGGAGUCAGUAUGAAAACCUGGAACAUUUACCUGAUCGACGACGGCCUGGAGGAAAACCACGAGACCUUCACUGUCACCCAAAAACCCAAAAACGCCGUUCUGGGACAGAGGACGUCCGCUAGUGUCGAGAUCAUCGACCCAAGAGGAGGGCGGUGUGAUCCAGACGACCUGAGGGUGGAUGAGGACAACAAGCAACUCCCACUCCCUCCUCUUCCUCCUCUUCUUCGCCUCCCGGAUCCUCCCAGACCGGAGGAGGACCCCGUCACCGACAUCGAGGCGGAGCUGUUGUGGGAGAACCAGCCCCACCCUCCGCGAGGCGACGUCCCAAACCGGCGGCCCUACCUGGACUACGGAGAUGGGGAACCACAGGACCAGCCGGCCCCCGGCAGCUACAGCCACGUCCUCCACCACAGCAGGCAGCCGCUGGGGGGCGCUACUGGGAGCACUGGGAGCACUGGGCACAGCGUCAGACAUGGAGGAUUAAAGGUGCAUCUGUCAGGAGAGAGGAGGUCUGAGGAGAAGGUCUGGACGUUCCACAGUCUGACUCCUCUGCGGGUGGAGGAGCUGAGGCCGAGCGAUGCCGGCUGGAGCCUCCUUCAGGAUCCUCCUCAGAUGGAUCAUCCAGAACCCAGACGCCACCCAGAUCUACGCCAGCGCAAGACAGGGAAGUCAGUGAGCAGCUCGUGUCCAGACGGUUGGACUCACUACAGGAGACGCUGUUACAUCCUCAGCUCAUCGGUGGCCAGCUGGGGGAGUGCCGAGAGGAGCUGCUCGCUGCUGUUUAACAGCAGCCUGACCAGCGUGCGCUCCAGUAGAGACAUGGCCUGGCUGUGGAAGUUUGCCGGGAGAAAGCCAUUUUGGAUCGGUCUGUCUGGAGGUUCGGGACGCUGGAUGUGGGCUGACGGUGGCUCAGUGUCCUUCUCCAGACUGAGGGGGGCGCCGCCGGGCGACUCGGACUGCGUGCUGGUUGAAAACCCCCGAAGCUGGAUCUCCACAAGCUUCCCCGAAACUCAACACACAUUCAUCUGUUCCUCGGCGGCUCACACUCACUGAGAGACACGUUUACUGUUACCAGCUCCGUCUGAACCACCUGCGGCCGUGUUUGAGUCAUAUUUAAUGAUACGCAAUGAUGCUGCUCUGUACAAUAGUAGUCAUAUUUUUGUCAUAAUAAAGAUCACUGCACAAAACCGAGAUAGCCUAUGAGCCUUUAAAUUUUAGAUGAAGUUCAGAAGAUUUGACAAAUUCUUAUCGGUUUCACACUUUACUCAUAACUGUACUUAA
This is a messenger RNA of Perca fluviatilis (European perch), 7178 nucleotides long. It is a transcript of the gene frem1b, whose product is annotated as Fras1 related extracellular matrix 1b. Gene Ontology annotation, cellular component: membrane. The record is from RefSeq and is a predicted model, not a curated record. Gene Ontology annotation, biological process: cell communication. Lineage: Eukaryota; Metazoa; Chordata; Actinopteri; Perciformes; Percidae.